Molecule: messenger RNA, 3582 nt
Organism: Helianthus annuus (common sunflower)
Lineage: Eukaryota; Viridiplantae; Streptophyta; Magnoliopsida; Asterales; Asteraceae
Exons: 24
Coding region: 87-3305 (1072 amino acids)
Molecular function (GO): protein binding
Source: RefSeq, a predicted model, not a curated record
CCUCCUCACCUGCUAAUUUCUCAUCAAAGUUGACGUUUUUCUUCGGAACCCCUUCACCGAUCGGAUCUCGCCACCAAUCUCCGGCGAUGAUUCUCCCGACUCCGCCUCCCAUUGAUGUAACAACAACGAUCAAUCUUUUCAAACUAAUGUACGGUCAAGCCCCACAUUCUGAGUUUACUGCUGCUGAAGGAUCCGAACCAGUGGAAGAAACUGCUAAUUCUGUUGAUGACCCACCAUCGGAAAGGUUCACUUCCACAAUAGAGAAUUUCUCAAAAUUGACUCCGCCUCCCUUUGAUGUAACAACAACGAUCAAUCUUUUCAAACUAAUGUACGAUCAAGCCCCACAUUCUGAGUUUACUGCUGCUGAAGGAUCUGAACCAGUGGAAGAAACUGCUAAUUCUGUUGAUGCACCAAAAGUUGAUGAUCCGCCAAAAGUUGAUGAUCCGCCAUCAGAAAGGUUCACUUGGACAAUAGAGAAUUUCUCAAAAUUAACUCCCAAAAAGGUGUACUCUGAUGUUUUCGUUGUUGGAGGAUAUAAAUGGCGAGUGCUCAUAUUCCCGAAAGGUAACAACUCGGACCAUUUGUCAGUUUAUCUUGAUGUUGCUGAUUUUGCCACAUUGCCAUAUGGCUGGAGUAAAAAUAUUCAACUUAGCCUAGCUGUGGUUAACCAAGUUAAUAGCGACUUCACCAUAAGCAAAGAUACCCAACAUCGGUUCAAUGCACGAACAAAAGAUUGGGGUUUCACGUCAUUUAUGCCUCUUUCUGACCUAUAUGACCCCAGUAAAGGAUAUCUUUUGAAUGAUACAUUCAUAGUUGAAGCUGAUGUGGCAGUUGUUGAUCCACCAACAACAAGGUUCACAUGGACAAUAGAGAAUUUCUCAAGAUUGACUGACAAAAUGCUGUGGUCUGAUGUUUUCUUUGUUGGAGGAUGUAAAUGGCGAGUGCUCAUAUAUCCGAAAGGGAACAACACAGACCAUUUGUCAUUAUAUCUUGAUGCUGCUGAUUCCAUCACAUUGCCAUAUGGUUGGAAUAGACAUGCUCAGUUUAGCCUAGCAAUGGUUAAUCAAAUUCAUAGUGAAUCCACCAUUCGAAAAGAUGCCGAACAUCAUUUCAACGCACAAGAAAGUGAUUGGGGUUUCACAUCAUUUAUGCCUCUUAGUGACCUCUAUGACCCGCGUAGAGGAUAUCUUCUGAACGAUACAUGCAUAGUUGAAGUUGAUGUAGCAGUCAUGGAGCUGGAAGAGGAUGAGAUAUUAGCCCCACAUUCUGAGUUUGCUGCUGCUGAAGGAUCUCAAUCAGUGGAAGAAAAUGCUAAUGCUGUUGAUGCACCAAUAGCUGAUGAUCCACCAUCAGUAAGGUUCACUUGGAUAAUAGAGAAUUUCUCAAAAUUGACUGGCAAAAAGUUGUAUUCUAAUGUUUUCUUUGUUGGAGGAUAUAAAUGGCGAGUGCUCAUAUUCCCGAAAGGUAACAACGGUGACUAUUUGUCAGUUUAUCUUGAUGUUGCUGAUUCUACCACAUCGCCACAUGGUUGGAGUAGAAAUGCUCUGUUUAGCCUAGCUGUGGUUAACCAAAUUCAUAGCGAGUUCACCAUAAGCAAAGAUACCGAACAUGAGUUCAAUGCACGAGAAAGUGAUUGGGGUUUCACGUCAUUUAUGCCUCUUAGUGACCUCUAUGACCCGCGUCGAGGAUAUCUUCUGAACGAUACAUGCAUAGUUGAAGCUGAUGUGGUAGUCCUGGAGCUGGAAGAGGAAGAGAUGUCAGUCCCACAUUUUGAGUUUGCUGCUGGUGAAGGAUCUCAACCAGUGGAAGAAAAUGCUAAUGCUGUUGAUGCACCAAUAGUUGAUGAUCCGCCAUCAGUAAGGUUCACUUGGAAAAUAGAGAAUUUCUCAAAAUUGACUGGCAAAAAGUUGUACUCUCGUGUUUUCUUUGUUGGAGGAUACAAAUGGCGAGUGCUCAUGUAUCCAAAAGGAAACAACACCAACCAUUUGUCAAUGUAUCUUGAUGUUGCUGACUCCACCAUAUCGCCACAUGGUUGGAGUAGAAAUGCUCUGUUCAGCCUAGCUGUGGUUAACCAAAUUCAUAGCGAGUUCACCCUAAGCAAAGAUGCCGAACAUCAUUUCAACGCACAAGAAAGUGAUUGGGGUUUCACGUCAUUUAUGCCUCUUAGUGACCUCUAUGAUCCGCGUAGAGGAUAUCUUCUGAAUGAUACAUGCAUAGUUGAAGCUGAUGUAGCAGUCCUGGAGCUGGAAGAGGAUGAGAUAUUAGCCCCACAUUCUGAGUUUGCUGCUGCUGAAGGAUCUCAAUCAGUGGAAGAAAAUGCUAAUGCUGUUGAUGCACCAAUAGCUGAUGAUCCACCAUCAGUAAGGUUCACUUGGACAAUAGAGAAUUUCUCAAAAUUGACUGGCAAAAAGUUGUAUUCUAAUGUUUUCUUUGUUGGAGGAUAUAAAUGGCGAGUGCUCAUAUUCCCGAAAGGUAACAACGGUGACUGUUUGUCAGUUUAUCUUGAUGUUGCUGAUUCUACCACAUCGCCACAUGGUUGGAGUAGAAAUGCUCUGUUUAGCCUAGCUGUGGUUAACCAAAUUCAUAGCGAGUUCACCAUAAGCAAAGAUACCGAACAUGAGUUCAAUGCACGAGAAAGUGAUUGGGGUUUCACGUCAUUUAUGCCUCUUAGUGACCUCUAUGACCCGCGUAGAGGAUAUCUUCUGAACGAUACAUGCAUAGUUGAAGCUGAUGUGGUAGUCCUGGAGCUGGAAGAGGAAGAGAUGUCAGUCCCACAUUUUGAGUUUGCUGCUGGUGAAGGAUCUCAACCAGUGGAAGAAAAUGCUAAUGCUGUUGAUGCACCAAUAGUUGAUCCGCCAUCAGUAAGGUUCACUUGGAAAAUAGAGAAUUUCUCAAAAUUGACUCGCAAAAAGUUGUACUCUCGUAUUUUCUUUGUUGGAGGAUAUAAAUGGCGAGUGCUCAUGUAUCCAAAAGGAAACAACACCGACCAUUUGUCAAUGUAUCUUGAUGUUGCUGACUCCACCACAUCGCCACAUGGUUGGAGUAGAAAGGCUCUGUUUAGCCUAGCUGUGGUUAACCAAAUUCAUAGCGAGUUCACCCUAAGCAAAGAGACCGAACAUCAGUUCAAUGCACUAAAAAGUGAUUGGGGUUUCACGUCAUUUAUGCCUCUUAGUGACCUAUAUGACCCGCAUAGAGGAUAUCUUCUGAAUGAUACAUGCAUAGUUGAAGCUGAUGUGGCAGUCCUGGAGGUUGUUGAUGUGAAAAGUUCAAUGCCUAAUCUGGAUAGCUUAUCGAUAAAUGGUUAAAAGGUGGUUCGGUUUGGUCUCAAGGGGCAGUUUGGAGGAGAUUAAAAGUAUAGGGACUACAACUUUAAUUUUGGUUUAAAGUUGGUAUUUAUGUUUGUUUGUGACUAUCGUGUUGUUUGUGUCUAUCGGUUAAGGUUCAGUAGCGUUUGAGAUGUGUUAUGGUUCCUUAAAGUUUAUAAGUAUUUAAGUCGUCAUCCUUUGUGACCCAUCGAGUAUGUGAUUUUGCUUUUUUCUGAUAAAUGAAACAAGAGUCGAUCGUCCAGAUCAAUCUUUAGUG